Molecule: messenger RNA, 7646 nt
Organism: Closterium sp. NIES-67
Lineage: Eukaryota; Viridiplantae; Streptophyta; Zygnematophyceae; Desmidiales; Closteriaceae
Source: the annotation of a GenBank genome assembly
GAGCUGCUUGAGGGGCAGAGGCGGGCGUCUGCAAACACCAAGGUAAGUUGAGGAGAGUGAGAGGAAGUAGGGGCUGAACCCCCUAGGUAAGUUGGAGUAACCGGCGACGGAUGUGGGCUGCAACCACCAGGGUAAGGUGAGUAAGAGGGAAAUAUGGAAGGGGCCUGAAUGCCCCUGAGUCAGGUGAGUGAGAGGGAGUAAGCAGGGGGCCUGAAACCCCCUGAGUCAGGUGGGUGAGAGGGAGAAAGCAGGGGGCUUGAAACCCCCUGAGUCAGGUGGGUGAGAGGGAGUAAGCAGGGGGCCUGAAACCCCCUGAGUCAGGUGAGUGAGAGGGAGAAAGCAGGGGGCCUGAAACCCCCUCAGUCAGUUGAGUGAGAGGGAGUAAGCAGGGGGCUUGAAACCCCCUGAGUCAGGUGAGUGAGAGGGAGAAAGCAGGGGGCCUGAAUCAGGUGGGUGAGAGGGAGUAAGCAGGGGGCCUGAAACCCCCUGAGUCAGGUGAGUGAGAGGGAGUAAGCAGGGGGCCUGAAUCAGGUGGGUGAGAGGGAGUAAGCAGGGGGCCUGAAACCCCCUGAGUCAGGUGAGUGAGAGGGAGAAAGCAGGGGGCCUGAAACCCCCUGAGUCAGGUGAGUGAGAGGGAGAAAGCAGGGGGCCUGAAACCCCCUGAGUCAGGUGAGUGAGAGGGAGAAAGCAGGGGGCCUGAAUCAGGUGGGUGAGAGGGAGUAAGCAGGGGGCCUGAAACCCCCUGAGUCAGGUGAGUGAGAGGGAGUAAGCAGGGGGCCUGCAACCCCCUGAGUCAGGUGAGUGAGAGGGAGUAAGCAGGGGGCUUGAAACCCCCUGAGUCAGGUGAGUGAGAGGGAGUAAGCAGGGGGCUUGAAACCCCCUGAAUCAGGAGGGUGAGAGGGAGAAAGCAGGGGGCCUGAAACCCCCUCAGUCAGGUGAGUGAGAGGGAGUAAGCAGGGGGCCUGAAACCCCCUGAGUCAGGUGGGUGAGAGGGAGUAAGCAGGGGGCCUGAAACCCCUUGAGUCAGGUGAGUGAGAGGGAAAAAGCAGGGGGCCUGAAACCCCCUGAGUCAGGUGGGUGAGAGGGAGUAUGCAGGGGGCCUGAAACCCCCUGAAUCAGGUGGGUGAGAGGGAGUAAGCAGGGGGCCUGAAACCCCCUGAGUCAGGUGAGUGAGAGGGAGAAAGCAGGGGGCCUGAAACCCCCUCAGUCAGGUGAGUGAGAGGGAGAAAGCAGGGGGCUUGAAACCCCCUGAGUCAGGUGAGUGAGAGGGAGUAAGCAGGGGGCCUGAAACCCCCUGAGUCAGGUGAGUGAGAGGGAGAAAGCAGGGGGCCUGAAUCAGGUGGGUUAGAGGGAGUAAGCAGGGGGCCUGAAACCCCCUGAGUCAGGUGAGUGAGAGGGAGAAAGCAGGGGGCCUGAAUCAGGUGGGUUAGAGGGAGUAAGCAGGGGGCCUGAAACCCCCUGAGUCAGGUGAGUGAGAGGGAGUAAGCAGGGGGCCUGAAACCCCCUGAGUCAGGUGAGUGAGAGGGAGAAAGCAGGGGGCCUGAAUCAGGUGGGUUAGAGGGAGUAAGCAGGGGGCCUGAAACCCCCUGAGUCAGGUGAGUGAGAGGGAGUAAGCAGGGGGCUUGAAACCCCCUGAGUCAGGUGGGUGAGAGGGAGAAAGCAGGGGGCCUGAAACCCCCUGAGUCAGGUGAGUGAGAGGGAGAAAGCAGGGGGCCUGAAACCCCCUGAGUCAGGUGAGUGAGAGGGAGUAAGCAGGGGGCCUGAAACCCCCUGAGUCAGGUGAGUGAGAGGGAGAAAGCAGGGGGCCUGAAUCAGGUGGGUGAGAGGGAGUAAGCAGGGGGCCUGAAACCCCCUGAGUCAGGUGAGUGAGAGGGAGAAAGCAGGGGGCCUGAAACCCCCUCAGUCAGGUGAGUGAGAGGGAGAAAGCAGGGGGCCUGAAACCCCCUGAGUCAGGUGAGUGAGAGGGAGUAAGCAGGGGGCCUGAAACCCCCUGAGUCAGGUGAGUGAGAGGGAGAAAGCAGGGGGCCUGAAUCAGGUGGGUGAGAGGGAGUAAGCAGGGGGCCUGAAACCCCCUGAGUCAGGUGAGUGAGAGGGAGAAAGCAGGGGGCCUGAAACCCCCUCAGUCAGGUGAGUGAGAGGGAGAAAGCAGGGGGCCUGAAACCCCCUGAGUCAGGUGAGUGAGAGGGAGUAAGCAGGGGGCCUGAAACCCCCUGAGUCAGGUGAGUGAGAGGGAGAAAGCAGGGGGCCUGAAUCAGGUGGGUGAGAGGGAGUAAGCAGGGGGCCUGAAACCCCCUGAGUCAGGUGAGUGAGAGGGAGAAAGCAGGGGGCCUGAAACCCCCUCAGUCAGGUGAGUGAGAGGGAGAAAGCAGGGGGCCUGAAACCCCCUGAGUCAGGUGAGUGAGAGGGAGUAAGCAGGGGGCCUGCAACCCCCUGAGUCAGGUGAGUGAGAGGGAGAAAGCAGGGGGCCUGAAUCAGGUGGGUGAGAGGGAGUGAGUGAGAGGGAGAAAGCAAGGGGGCCUGAAACCCCCUCAGUCAGGUGAGUGAGAGGGAGUAAGCAGGGGGCUUGAAACCCCCUGAGUCAGGUGGGUGAGAGGGUGUAAGCCGGGGGUCUGAAACCCCCUGAGUCAGGUGAGUGAGAGGGAGUAAGCAGGGGGCUUGAAACCCCCCUAGUCAGGUGGGUGAGAGGGAGUAAGCAGGGGGCCUGAAACCCCCUGAGUCAGGUGGGUGAGAGGGAGAAAGCAGGGGGCUUGAAACCCCCUGAAUCAGGUGGGUGAGAGGGAGUAAGCAGGGGGCCUGAAACCCCCUGAGUCAGGUGAGUGAGAGGGAGUAAGCAGGGGGCCUGAAACCCCCUGAGUCAGGUGGGUGAGAGGGAGUAAGCAGGGGGCUUGAAACCCCCUGAGUCAAGUGAGUGAGAGGGAGAAAGCAAGGGGGCCUGAAACCCCCUCAGUCAAGUGAGUGAGAGGGAGUAAGCAGGGGGCUUGAAACUCCCUGAGUCAGGUGGGUGAGAGGGUGUAAGCCGGGGGUCUGAAACCCCCUGAGUCAGGUGAGUGAGAGGGAGUAAGCAGGGGGCUUGAAACCCCCCUAGUCAGGUGGGUGAGAGGGAGUAAGCAGGGGGCCUGAAACCCCCUGAGUCAGGUGAGUGAGAGGGAGAAAGCAGGGGGCUUGAAACCCCCCUAGUCAGGUGGGUGAGAGGGAGUAAGCAGGAGGCCUGAAACCCCCUGAGUCAUGUGAGUGAGAGGGAGGAAGCAGGGCCUGAGUCCCCUGGCUCUCCUGCCCAGGCUGCCAGAGGGAGUGCGCGAAAUAUGCGUCCCUCCCGCGCCAGUAGUUCGCCGGAUAUCCAGAACCCUCGGCAGUUUUCGCCACAGGAGCUGUCAUCCAACGAAUCCCUGUUCGCCGGGGUGGCGGGAUGGGAUAUCGACCUGCUUUGCGACAGUCGCCAACCCCCAAUUUCCUGCAGAAUCCCCCCCAAACUUCGUCAGCUCUUCGCCCUCGCAUUCCUGACACCUCUGCUACACAUCGCACACAGGCCAACCAGCCUCGCGGGUUGGCGCCUGUUACUUUUCGUCCCUCGCCUAGCCCUCCGCCUGCACUCGCCCAAGCACCCUGAUUGGGCCACGGUGGAAAAACGACUGCAGCAGUUCCUCGCGGGGGAAUGGCAGCAGCUGUACCUGUCAGCAAUCGAUGCUGUGCAUAACCUCCCCCCUCCUCGCCACGUGCCGGACACCAUCGGCAGGCACAAGCGGGCAGAGGGGCUUGUCCGCCGUGGCAGUCUCCGACGUGCCCUGCUUGCACUAGACUCGACUCCGGUCAGCGAUUCAACCCCCGACGUCCUCGAGGCACCGAAGUCCAAGCACCCCGCUCCGUUGACCGAGUCAAUCGCUUGGCCCACCCUCGACGAGUCCGAGGCGGGCCCCACGGUUUCGCAGGAGGCGUUCAUUCGUCUGCUGAGCCGCUGCGAAAACGGAGUGGGUGCAGGGCCUUCAGGAAUGUGCUUCGAGCACAUUCGCGAAGCCGCCCUCGCCAACAACUCAGUCGCUGCCAAAUUGCAUGAGCUCGCAGUACGCCUGCUCCACGGAGAUUCCACAGCUGAUAUCGCCGCCCUCCUCACCGCUAGUCGACUAAUCGCUUUCCCCAAGCCCGGAGGCGGUACCAGACCUAUAGCCAUAGGCGAGUGCUUGCACCGCCUCGUGGCGAAGGCGGGCCUCCUCACCAUGACGGCGCAGGCACAAACUCAUUUCCUCCCGCUGCAGUUCGGGGUGGCAGUACGCGCGGGUGGCGAGGCGAUCGUCCACGCAGCCCGCGCAUACACAUCCGAAUUUCCCUCCGCCCUGGUACUCCAGGUCGACGUGUCAAACGCUUUCAACAGCGUUGACAGAGCCGCGAUCGUGGCAGGCCUCUUCAACUCGCCCCUUCGGCCGCUUCUCCCCUUCGUCAAACUCUCCUACGGAGCUCCGUCGCGACUAUAUCUAGACGCCGGAUUCUGCAGCGACCCCCUCCUAAGUGCCCGGGGUGUUCGUCAAGGGGACCCCAUGGGCCCCCUGCUUUUCUCUGCGGCUUUGCACCCGGCUCUCCAGGCGACAGCCUCGGCGUUUCCUAGCGUGCUCUGCCUCGCCUACGCCGACGACAUCACACUGCUUGGAGAGCCGUCGGAAUGCGCGUCGGCAUUCACCCAACUCACAGAGGCCCUACGCCCCUUGGGCCUCACGCACAACCCUUCCAAAUGCGCGGCGUGGCCGCGGGCCUUCUCCUCCACCGCUGCGUUUCAAGACGCGUCCUAUCUCACCUGCACCACCCCCCUUGACUCGCUGCCGUCCGAGGAGUGGUCCAACAAGGGACAGAAGCUCUUCCAUACCCUCCUCCUCUCGUGCAACCUUCAGCUCCCACGGGGUGAACAGGAGCGGACGCGCACAUGGCACCAAGCCUCUUUGCCACCCUCCCUUGGCGGCCUCGGCCUCGUGGACCCCGCAGUAGAAGGCACGCACGCCUUCCUUACUAGCGUCGCACAGGCCCACCGGCUGCUCAUAUCCCUCCCAUCAGAUCCGACAGGCCCACUCGCUGCAGCGGCCUGCUCCUUGGCCCCUCCCUUCAUCGGUCCCUCGCGUCUCCAUACCUGGCUGGCGAAUUGCGAAUCGGCCCUCCCAGCUCCAGCCUUGGCGCUCCUGCAGGCCGAGCGGGCUGAGCCCUCGGACGAUCCCCUCCAGCACCGACUGGCCCUGGAAGUGCACGCAGCCCGCUUCGCCCGACAAUUGGCUGCGUCGCGGGAGAUGGACCCCAACCCCCUCAGCGGCCAUACCCAGCGGCUCCUCUCCCUCACUGGGUACGGCGCAGGCGACUGGCUCCUCGCCAUCCCCCUAUUCCCUUCUCUUCGGCUGGCGCCGCCUCACUAUGCCAUCGCCCUGGCAUUCCGUCUGGGCCUCCCUUUCCCGGCACCCAGGGUCUGCAACUGCGCCCAACAGGUCGCGAUCCCCGACCCCCGCCUACCAAACCACCUCCUCCGCUGUGGGACGGGACACGGUCGCACCGACACGCACAAUGCCCUCCGUGAUGAGUGCGUACGUAUGGGGCGUGACGCACAGCUCAUCGUCACGAAAGAAACGGCGAUGUACAACCCUGUCGAUGGCAAGACCGCCGACCUGGCCAUACGCGACCGGGACUUGGGGGCGGUCUGGAUCUGUGACGUCACCGUCACCGACCCAGUCAGCACCCGGGACCCGCUAGCGCGCAAAGGCCGCGGUUACAUGGCCCGGGAGCAAGCGGACAAAAAGAUCGACGACUACCGCCACCGGGCAGCAUACGUCGGUUUCUUCCCACUCGCCGUCGAGACAUAUGGCUGCCCAUGCGCCGAGGUGCCAACCUUCCUUAAACUCCUCGCACACACGGCCGCCCGCCGCCUUUUCAAUGCUGACCCCAGCUCCUACCAGGCGGCUAAACUGCUCAGCCAGUUCCGCCAGCGCUGGUCUCACCCUCCAGCGGGGUCAAGCCCUCACCUACCUCGGGAAGGUGAAUGAGGCUUCGCCACUUGAAGGGCCGCCCCUAGGUGCUCCUGAGGCGGGCAUGUCCCUUGGGGACUGCUUCGCGGUCAUUGAACACCCACGGGAGUAGCCGGGGACUACGAUCUCGUCCGCGAAUACCAUGCAUGCUUGUACCCACCUUAUAUGCCUUGCGUGUACCCAGGAUCUUCCAGCAAUGAAGGACCGUUAGAGUAAGCAGGGGGCCUGAAACCCCCUGAGUCAGGUGGGUGAGAGGGAGUAAGCAGGGGGCCUGAAACCCCCUGAGUCAGGUGAGUGAGAGGGAGAAAGCAGGGGGCCUGAAACCCCCUGAAUCAGGUGGGUGAGAGGGAGUAAGCAGGGGGCCUGAAACCCCCUGAAUCAGGUGGGUGAGAGGGAGUAAGCAGGGGGCUUGAAACCCCCUGAGUCAGGUGAGUGAGAGGGAGUAAGCAGGGGGCUUGAAACCCCCUGAGUCAGGUGGGUGAGAGGGAGUAAGCAGGGGGCCUGAAACCCCUUGAGUCAGGUGAGUGAGAGGGAGUAAGCAGGGGGCCUGAAACCCCCUGAGUCAGGUGAGUGAGAGGGAGUAAGCAGGGGUAGGCUUGAGCAGCGGGUCGGGUCGGGUCGGGUCAGAUUUCCCGUGGGCAGAACCCGACCCGUCGGGUUUGAUUUUUACCCGACGGGUCGUGUCAACCCGAACCCGACAUGUCGGGUUGACCCGACCCGACCCGAUCCGAACUCGGGUCGGGCCUUGAACCGACGCGAUCUGCGCGAUCAGAGUUGCUCAGAUCUGGAAAUUCCGAUUAUUUGGUCGAAUUGUCGACCAAAUGGGUCAUGGCCCAGAUCUUACUUAGGCUACCUCCCAUUUCUACCCUGCAUCCAGCUCAUUCCUACCACUACUCUACUCCCUACCAUGCUUAUUAGUACAGCUUAGGGUCCAGGCAGAUCCAGAUCGAUUUCGAUUGGAUCGACUCAAUCAACACACCUAUUCAACAAACAAGCUCGACACCCCCCAACCCAUCCGAAUUUCGCCAACACCCCCAACCCAUCUGAAUUUCGCCAACACCCCCAACCUAUCCGAAUUUCGCCAACACCCCCAAUCCAUCCGAAUUUCGCCAACACCCCCAACCCAUUCGAAUUUCGCCAACACCCCCACCCAACCCAUCCGAAUUUCGCCUACACCCCCAACCCAUCCGAAUUUCGCCAACACCCCAACCCAUCCGAAUUUCGCCACCACCCCCAAUCCAUCAGAAUUUCGCCAACACCCCCAACCCAUCCGAAUUUCACUAACACUCCCAACCCAUCCGAAUUUCGCCAGCACCCCCAACCCAUCCGAAUUUUUGCAAACACCUCCAACCCAUCCGAAUUUUCGCCAGCACCCUCAACCCACCCAAUUUUCGCCAACACCCGCAACCUCAACCCACCCAAAAUCUCGUCAACACCCCCAAACCAGCCAAAAAUUCGCCAACCAUUUUUUCGCCAACACUCCCAAUCAAUCCAACACCCAUCCUGUGGCUGGUUUUCGCCAACAUCCAACCCACAUCUCGAGGUUGUGGAUGGGAGGAUGAGGUGGGUGUGUGGGCCAGACACGAGGAGGACAUACUGGAUCUCGAAAUUACGAAUCCCAUAUGUUUCCCUCAGGAAGAAAUACUUAGGUCGGGU